AGAUUCAAAAAAUUGUAAUGUUGGCAAUAUAAUCUUUCUCCCUCGUUGAUCAUUCUUUUUCUCGUUGAUAAAAAUCAGGUGAAGUUUAAAAUACGACCAAGAAUAACUUUUUACAGGGUAAAUAUCGUAUUUUAUAACGAUUUACACUACACGUGGAAAAAAUAUUUAAAGAGAAUCGUAACAAAGAAGUCUUGAGAUAUUUUUGAUUAUUUUUUAGUAUAACAAAAUGUCUGCUUUAAUGUUUGAAAAAGUCUGGCUUGACAAGAAUUUGUAUAACGAUGCUGAAAAAAAUUAUUAUGAGUCUCUGAACAAGAGCCAAAGUAAUCCACUAGCGGUGGCUGGGUCAUCACUAGCUAGUGAAGUAGCAAAAGCAAGACAACACAUUAAAAAUUCACUUGAAUGUAUGGACAAUGUAGCGUCAUUAGCUGGUGUGCCUAAUACAGAAAUACAAACAAAGUUAAAUAGACUUGAACUUGAAAAUUCAAAUUUAAAGAAGGCAUUAGAUGAUUUACGCAAAUUAGUUAUCAGUCUUCAGGCCCGAGUGGAAAGUAUCGAAUCAACAGGUGAAGCACAAUCAAAAGCAGUGGCACCAAAAGCACAAGCACAAGCUAAGGAAGAUCAAGAGUCUGAUGAUGGGGUUGACUUAUUUGGAUCAGAUGAUGAAGAAGAAAGUGCUGAGGCUGCAAAACUCAGAGAAGAAAGACUUGCAGCUUAUAAUGCAAAAAAAUCUAAAAAACCUGUUCUCAUUGCAAAGUCUAAUAUAAUUUUGGAUGUCAAACCUUGGGAUGAUGAAACUGAUAUGAAGGCUAUGGAAGAUGCUGUAAGGAAGAUUGACACAGAUGGGCUUCUUUGGGGAGCUGCUAAGCUUGUGCCCUUAGCAUUUGGCAUUCACAAACUCCAAAUUUCAUGUGUUGUUGAAGACGAUAAAGUGUCUGUUGACUGGCUUACAGAAGAAAUUGAAAAAAUUGAAGACUUUGUACAAAGUGUUGAUAUUGCUGCUUUUAACAAAGUUUAAAUAAUUGUUAAAAAUUUAAUAAAAAACAUCCUUUUUGU
Molecule: messenger RNA, 1053 nt
Organism: Zerene cesonia (dogface butterfly)
Lineage: Eukaryota; Metazoa; Arthropoda; Insecta; Lepidoptera; Pieridae
Gene: eEF1delta
Product: probable elongation factor 1-delta
Exons: 7
Coding region: 227-1015 (262 amino acids)
Biological process (GO): translational elongation
Cellular component (GO): cytosol; eukaryotic translation elongation factor 1 complex
Molecular function (GO): guanyl-nucleotide exchange factor activity; translation elongation factor activity
Source: RefSeq, a predicted model, not a curated record